AUGCCCGGUGGAGGCCGGUCUCGAGGCCCCAAGAGAAAAAGAAAUCGGAAUGCAGAGUACCCAUCCUUUCCAGGGGAGAGUCCCUUACCGUGCAGACAAGCAGGGCUCCAGACCGCAGGGGCCUUGGCUUCCCUAUCUGAAUCAUGGCUCAGGUGUGGAGAAGGAUUUCUGAGGAGUCCCGGCACUCCGUCAUUAACAGCUGAAAAGAAGACUACUACAGAGAAACACCUUGAAUUAUCCUGUCGACCCAAGAAAGAACCUACCACCUCUAAGAGUACCAGUGGGCUUGCAGCUAUAACAUGGAGUUCUAGUGGAAGUGAUCUGUCAGAUGAAGACAAAACCAUUUUUAAAUCACAAAGAGAUAAUGGACAUCAUUCUAAAACAGGCAGGUGUUGUAACAGCAACAUUUUAUGUCCAGAAGAUGGGGCCAGUGAAGACGACCUGCAGGUUAUUGACUGGGAGAUUGACAGUGAGAGGGAAGAUGCUUGUGAAUGUGAUGAAUUUGAAGACCGUGAAAGUGUGGUGGAAAUAUCUGACUGUGCUUCUGGUGCAAGCAGUCGUUCUUUGACACCAGCAGGGACGCCACCUGAGCUUCCUAAGACAAAUCCUACUGAGAUUUUAGAGUAUUCAUCAGAUAGUGAAGAAGAUGAUGGCUCUGAGAACAUCUUGCUCAUUGAUUCAGAAUCCUCUCACAAACAUCACGUGGAUUUUGGAUCAGAUGGAAGACAGGUUACAGAGAGACGAAAAAACCUGAGGGUAGAAUCUACAGAAACCAUUUUGCAGACACCCAAGAAACAGAUGAAACUUCCCAAGACUCCAGAAAGUUCAGCAAAGAGGAAGAAGCUUUUAAGAGGCGGGCUAGCAGAAAGACUAAAUGGACUGCAGAAUCGAGAGAGAUCUGCCAUUUCUUUGUGGAGACAUCAGGGUGUUUCUUACCAAAGGACACUUUCAGGUACAAAAUCUGGUGUAUUAACUGUGAAGAUUCUAGAGCUGCAUGAGGAGUGCACUGUCCACGUUGCCACGUGUAGGCAGUUGUCAGAGCUCCCGGCUGACGGCCCUUGUCAGGGUGGGGCCGCGGGGGCCAGCCUGAAGGUUCUCUUCACCAAGGAGACUGCCCACUACCUCAGGGGGCGCCCACAGGAUGUUGUCCGCAUCUAUCCUCCCUGGCAAAAGCUUAUUAUUCCAGGUGGAAGUUGCCCUGUUAUUCUGAAUACUUACUUUUGUCAGAAAGUUGUUGCCAAAGAAGAUUCAGAAGCAUCACGUGAUGGGCAUGAGUGUGACACGCCCUGUCCGAGGAAGAGCAGCACUCUGGCUCAGGUGUUCCAGUUUAAGGGCCUAACCGAUAGGUCACGUGAAAACAAGAUUCUGUGUGAGGGUCACACUGCGGUGGGCACAGACCAGAACCUCCAUCCUGAGCAAGCGGAGCUGUGCGUCCCCAGCCAGGCUCCCCGGAGGGAUUCUCUGCUGGAUGCAGUCGAGAGCCACGGAGCUGCUGCCUGGACGGGAGUGGGCGUGCGAGUGGUGGUGCAGAGAGUGUACUCCCAGCCCUGCAGAAGCCAACAGGCAGACAGCACAGACCCACCCAGAGCACGAGUCUGCCUUCUUGUGCAAGAUGCCCUUGGACUCUUCAGUGAGGUGCACUCGGAGGGUGACGUCCUGAAGGACAGGCAGCUGGAGGGGAAGUGCUGCAGGCUGUCAGGCAUGAAGGUUCUGCAGAAGGUCACCAGAGCAAGGAUGGCUGAGCUUUUUAGUUUGAUUGACACCAUGUGGCCUCCACGGGCAGCUCUGAAAGCAACAGGCCCUGGCACAGCCUUUGAGGAGAAAACUCAUCUGCCUCCUCCUAGCUUCUGUUACAUCCUCAGCGCUCAUCCAGACGUGGGGCAGAUUGAUGUAAUUGAAGACGACCCCGUUGCAGAACUUUACCAGCCACCGACUCCCCGCUUCUUAAAAGAAAUUCUGCAGACCGACGGCCUCUGUACCCAUUGCAGCUUCUAUGCCACAGUGAUUUACCGGAGACCACAGGCAAACAGUUUGCCUCUGGAGCCAAGGGAGAUGUGGCUCGUGGUGACCGACAUUACUCUGCAGACGCUGGACAAGGACUCAGGUUUCCCCAGAACCAUUCCUGUGCGUGUGGCCGCCUCAUGCCUGCUGGACCAGGAGGUCCGGGAUGCUCUCUGCGAGGCCACCUCCCAAAGCUUCCUCUUCCGGGACGCUCUCCAAGACCAAGGUCAGAUUGUCUGUGUUGGCCGAACUGUCCUCCUGCCUCGGAAACCCCGUGGGGGUAUGAUGGUGGGUGCCUGGGAGCUGACGGGCCCCCUGCAUCUGGAUGAACUGGGCCCUGGCACUCAGGUCAACUCCAUUUGCAGCAUCCAAGGAACCGUGGUCGCUGUGGACGAGAGCACCGCCUGCUCGUGGCCUGUGUGUGAUCUGUGUGGCAGCGAGAGACUGGAACGGAGCCCGGCAGACAGGGGCGCCUUCUCCUGUGGGGACUGCUCCAGUGUGGUCACCUCGCCUGUCCUCAGGAGACACCUGCAGGUCUUCCUGGACUCCCCCUCGCGGCCCCGGUGCACAGUCAGGGUCAAGCUUCUCCAAGACAGCAUCUCCUCGCUCCUGAGGUUCGCUGCCUGUGAGGAUGGGAGUUAUGAAGUGAGGAGUGUCCUCGGAAAGGAGGUGGGGCCAUUAACCUGCUUUGUCCGGUGCAUCACCACCCACCCGACCAGCAUCGUGGGAUUGGAGGAGGUUGAGCUCCUGAGCGAGGGGAGAGCCUCUUGA
Rangifer tarandus platyrhynchus (Svalbard reindeer) is the source of this 2772-nucleotide messenger RNA. Lineage: Eukaryota; Metazoa; Chordata; Mammalia; Artiodactyla; Cervidae. The record is from the annotation of a GenBank genome assembly.